CGCUCUUCACAAUAACAAACUAAGUACACACACGUGUCAACAGAAGGAACAUAGUAAGAGUUCUCUCUGUGCAUGCUGACUUGUCCUUUUUGCUUUCUCUCUCUUGUGCGUAUAGGAAAGCAAGAAAGUCCAAAAGCAUGGAGAAGCAUGUGACAUCGACGUAGCAAAACAGAAGAAUACCAAUAUGUCACAACGCAUAUCAAAACAUUUGUCCAAGGAAACAAACCCCCCGCAUGUUCCUUUUGUGAUCGGAGCAAAUAUACUCACAAUCAAUCAAGUCAAAGCGAGAUCACGUGGUCCAGCGCACGAAUUUAAGCCAGAUUUUUGCGCGCAUCAUUAGCACAGUCUCUGAGGAAUUCUCUGAGGAAGUCUCUCUCUCCCCUGAGUCUGAAGUAUCUUCUCUGAGGAUGUCUCUGAGGACAGUUUUCUUUAUGAAGAACACUUUAGUUGGAAGAGGUGAUUGAAAUAGUCAUCGAAUCUCGUACUCGUAGAAUAAUUAAGUAAUUUUAUAGAAUAUUUCUAGGUUAUACAGAAUUAUAAUAAUUACGGAUUAUUGUAAACAACAACGGAUUACUGUGAAACUAAAGGAACUGGUUCUUUUUGGCGACUGUAACGUUAUCAUAUAACGUCGUGCAGUUGCGCCGCGUCAUUCGUUAUGAGUCGGCAUAAUAUCCCCAUCGACACCUACCCGCCUGCGUACGCUCUGAUCAAAAAGUUACUCAUGGUCUACCGCUUCUACGGCUGUUGCUUCAUAGCGGGUCUCCAUAGAGAUGGUACAGCGCAUCUUAAACCAAGAAGGCUUACCUGCUACAUCUUAUACACCAUUCUGAACAUUGGAAUCGUCAUUGCAGGCACGCCUACGAUGGUCAACAGCUAUUGGUCGUCCGGAAAGCUCACUUACAAAGUGUUCGCUUUGGUAAGCGUAUGGUAUGUGGUGCAAGCCCUCUCAACCGUUAUCGCGAUGCUGGUGCACGCUGAGAAGCUGGUGGAACUGGUGAAAGUGUGCGCCCGUUAUGAAUCGCGACACCCGCCGUCCGCGUCCCUUAGACGCCGCUCCAAGUGGGUCUUGGUGCUUGUGCUUUCGUACUUCACGUUCGACAUCUCAUUGCAGAAUACACCAAGGGUGAUGAGAAUCGUUUCCGCGAAGGAUUUAGACACGGUUCUGUACAAUGCUUACAUGCUAACCGUCACGGUGAUCGUAACACCGUGGGGCACGAUGUUUGACGCCGGACUGGUGUGUUGGUCAUACCUCCUGGCGGGAUACAUGCGUGACGCCGUGGCGAGGCUCUCUGGCGGACAAACAGAGGACUUCCACUUGCUUGGGUCACAGAGGACCCCUUCAGCGACAAAGCGACUGCGUGCCUUUCGUUCGGAGAUGUCGUUCCUGAAGUACAUGCUCACUACAGCAAACGAUAUGCUUCAAGUCGGUCUCACCAUGUCGUUUGGCUGCUCCUUGGUGCGAAUGUUCGUUGGCGUCUACUACGCUGUGACUGGCGAACUGCCUCUCUACCUUAACGUCCUCAACACCAUCCACGUCGCUAUGGUAACAGGAAAGGUUACUACGGUUACCCUGUUCGCAGAAAAGAUCGUAAAAGAGCCCCUGUGA
Ornithodoros turicata is the source of this 1606-nucleotide messenger RNA. RefSeq lists its product as uncharacterized. The record is from RefSeq and is a predicted model, not a curated record. Bases 656 to 1606 code for a protein of 316 amino acids. NCBI's taxonomy places the organism in Eukaryota, Metazoa, Arthropoda, Arachnida, Ixodida, Argasidae. The transcript is spliced from 3 exons.